AUGACGUGCUACGAAACGUUGAGAGCUUCGGCACCCGCGGCGGACGCCCCCAUGGCGCACCACUUCGUCAAGUGGUGGCGCAACAAGUUUAGGAGUGGAUAUAAGAAAUUUAGCAUUGGUACUGAGAGCGAGCGAACAGAUACUGAAGAAUUAGUUGGACGAGCGGCUUCCCAAUGCUCAGCUCCACCAGAUUUGCUUCCAAGUGAAGCUAGAGCACUACUUCAGCCUUCCACCCCACCACCAAUUCCUCAGCGAACAUCUGAACCUUGCGCUAAAAAGUCAUCUACGCCGGCACAAACUCCAGACUACAACGAUAACAAACCUAGAUUACGUUUUGAGGAGUUGACGUGUGACGUAGAGCUUCAGCAUCCCGAAUCUUCCAAACAACAACCUUUACAGUUUUCGUUUACUCUAUACGACCUUGAUGGACAUGGUCGAAUGACUAAAGACGAUAUAGCUGGAAUAGUGUCAACAAUCUAUGAAUCUAUAGGAAAGUCGGUCACAGUUCCGCAUUAUGGUUCUAAAACCAUUCAAGUACGAUUAACUGUUGUACCUGAAAAUGGCCAGACGCGUAGUCAAAGGGAAAAAGCUAGAAGGAGACGGAGAAAGGAACAAGAAGCGUUAAAUUCUGCCACGGCUCACGCUGAUAAUAGCGAUAAGGAACAAAAUGAAAGAUUAUCUCACGACGAUGAUGUGUCAUCGAAAUCAUCAUGUUCAGGAGAUCGGAAGCCUCCCCCACAGAGGCCGCCACCAAUUUUACGCCAGAGGCAUCGUCAUACACGAAAGGAACACCGGGAACGUAAAUACACUAAAAAGAGAUCCGGUAGUCUACAAAGACGUGAAUUACUCGAGAUCAUUCAGGCUAAUAUGGAGAAAAAUCACCUGAGCUUUCAAGCUUCAAGAAAGCCCAGCAGUCCUGUGGCCAACGAAGAAGUGUCAAGUAAAUAUCAUAGGAUUCGAAAUAGGUCACAUACAGUAAACGAGAAGCCCAAUUUAUACCAUAAAGUAAAAACAGAGAAUUCAGCAAAUGGUUAUUUGGAUCUUGCUAGUGGAGGUGAUUCUAACUUAUGCCGAUAUGAUAGGUAUCUCCAUGCUGUUAUAUGCUCCUCUGCAAAACAUGCACACACUGGCUACCAUCAGAAACAGAAUGGAACUCCACGCUAUGGUCGCGCAUCACAUCCACCUAACCCUAGAUCACGAUCGCAUGAACUUGCAUCGCCAUCGCAGAAGCCAAGAGUUCUUCAGAUAAUAUUUUUAUAG
Messenger RNA from Pieris macdunnoughi, 1260 nucleotides. Lineage: Eukaryota; Metazoa; Arthropoda; Insecta; Lepidoptera; Pieridae. The record is from the annotation of a GenBank genome assembly.